Molecule: messenger RNA, 10146 nt
Organism: Dicentrarchus labrax (European seabass)
Lineage: Eukaryota; Metazoa; Chordata; Actinopteri; Moronidae
Gene: ccdc88c
Product: coiled-coil domain containing 88C
Exons: 31
Coding region: 585-6464 (1959 amino acids)
Biological process (GO): cytoplasmic microtubule organization; cytoskeleton-dependent intracellular transport
Cellular component (GO): centrosome; cytoplasm
Molecular function (GO): microtubule binding; dynein light intermediate chain binding
Source: RefSeq, a predicted model, not a curated record
UCUGGUCUCACAGUCAGGUUGAUGGAGAGAAGGAUAGUAGAGAGGUAGACAGACGUGGUGGAGAUGUAGCAAACAACGGAAACAACAAUUUUAACGCUCUCUGUUUUCUUUUACCGUGCAUUUGACUUUUCUCUACCUAGUUAACUUUUCUUUUCUUAUUUCACGGCGGUUUCUCCGCUUUACGGUCCGAAUUGUGUAUCCUUGACAACGCGAACAACUGUCCUGCGAAGUUUGGAUCAAGUGUUGGACCUUCAGUCAGAAAGGAAAACAGGAUAUUUACCCGCUCAACUAACGGAACUGACCCCGGCGUGCAUGUGGGCGCUUGUGGAACUAGUCCGAUAAGUUUUUAUUUUAUAUUUAACUUGCUGUUUUAUUUGAAACCCGGUGUUUAGGGAAACGGGACAGCGCGAGACAAUAGUGGUGUAGUGAGCUCGUGCAGGGGGGGGAAUCGAUGCCGAGCGGGGGCUUUGUUCUGCCCCGUGUGGAGACCCACCGCGAGCCCGCUGCGGACAUCGACUGAUUGACCGGUGGAUUUAUGAUUGCUUGGUUAUUGAUAAGCGGACUCGGAAGCCGUUGGAGCAAACAUGGAUGUGACUCUGUCCGAGUUGCUGGCCACUUUCAUGGAGUCCCCGCUGGUGUUGUGGGUGCGGACGCUGGGUCCAUUGGGUUCAAGCGAUGAUGUAGGCUCCGAGGAGCGGGUCAACAUGUUCAUGGAGCUGGUGGACGGCGUUUUCCUGCACAAGAUCAUGACACACAUUGACCCCAGCCCAACCAAUCAGAGGUUGAACAAGAAUGUGAACAAUGACGUGUCGCUUCGCCUUCACAACCUUACCGUUCUCACCAGACACAUCAGGACGUACUACCAGGAGACCUUACAGCAGUUAAUAGUCAUGCCCCUUCCUAACAUCCUCUGCAUCGCCAAGGAUCCCAUAUCAGCUAAGAGCAUGGAGGAUAUGAAAAGACUUUUGUUGCUGAUACUAGGCUGUGCUGUCCAGUGUGAGCGUAAAGAGGAGAUGAUAGAGAAGAUCAAGCUGCUGGACAUUGAGACCCAAGCUGCCAUCGUCUCUCACAUCCAGGAGGUGACUCAUAACCAGCUGAAUGUUCUUGACCUGUCCUGGCUGGAGGAAGGAUCAGAGCUCACACAUGAUGAACUGGAACCUUUGUCCCGCAACAUGGCUGCGUCACUACAGCAACUGAUUGACCAGAGAGACAAAGCCAGUGAGGUUAUUGUGGAUCUGACCCAGGAGAGGGACUAUCUGUUCAGUAAGCAGCCCCAGGAAGGGUGCAGGAACCUGGGAUUGAGCAGCCCGGAACGUGGGAAGAGUUCUGGAGGUGUGGGAGUGAAUAACGGCGGAUCAUCUGUGAUUGGGCCUGGGCUGACCAAAGAGGAGAAGCAGCAUCUAUCUGUGGAGCUCGCUGAUACCAAGGCCAAGCUGCGCAGAUACAGACAAGAACUGGAGGAGAAGACAGAGCAGCUGAUGGAUUCAAAACAUGAAGUGGAGCGUCUGGAUCAGGAGUUACAGAGACUGAAACAAGAGAACCAGUCGCUGUCUUGCGAGGCUCGUUCGGUCAGAGUGUACCGGGACGAGGUCGACUCUCUGAGGGAAAGAGCGGCCCGGGUCGACCGACUGGAGACUGAACUGAGCAGAUGUAAAGAGAAACUCAAUGAUGUUCACUUCUACAAGACCAGAGUGGAGGAGCUUCGCGAUGACAACUUGACUCUGAUGGAGACAAAGGUGCUGUUGGAGGAGCAGCUGUCAGCUGCCAGGGGGCGCUGUGAUAAACUGCACACGUUGGAGAAAGACAACCUGUUGCUGCGAGCUAAAAUCCACGACCUGGAAAUGGAGAGGGACAAUGAGCGUCGAAGGUUGGAGGAGCUGGUGGAGGAGAACAUGCUGCUGGAGAUUGGACAGAAACAGAGUAUGAACGAGUCAGCUCACCUAGGCUGGGAGCUGGAACAGCUGACCAAGAACCAUGACAACACUAACACAGAGACUCGUAAGUCGCUGGUCCAUGAGCUGAACGAGUGCGUUUCCAGCCGGGCAUUGAAGCUGGAGAAGGAGAACCGGGAGCUUCAGGCUUCUAUAGAGAGACUGAAAGAGGAGAACCACCUCCUGCAGGAGCAGCAGCUUCACACACAGGAGCUGGACAGGGAGAACCAAAGCCUCAGCAAGAAGCUGGAACGUCUCCAGGGUUUAUUGGAUCAGGAGAGACUGACCAAUCAGGACAUGGAGUCUCUGGGAGAAGAAAUACUGAAAGAAAAACAGAGUCUGGAGAGAGAAAUGCACACUCUGAGUGCAGAGAAAGACAGACAGAUCUCAGAGUUGGAGAGUGAGAAGCAGCACCUCUCUGAGGCAGUGGCGUCCCUUCAGGAGCGUGCUCAGUCUAACAAUGUGGCGAGGGUCCGUGAGGUGGAAACAGAAAACCGCCUGCUGCACCAGAACAUCACAGACACCAGCUCCCGAUUGGCCAGCUUAGAAACCCAACUCAAACUUGCCAGUGAGGAGGCAGAGAGGCUGAGGGAGAGGGCAGGGCGGUGUGAAGAGGUGGAGAGAGAGGCAGCAAGGCUGGAGAGGAGCAGGGACGCACUGAACAGAGAGGUGAGCUCUCUGCGAGCAUGCAGCGAGCGGUCGGAGGCUCUAGAGAAGCAGGUGUCUUCCCUGGAGCAGGAGAUGCACAGACUGAAACGGGAGGCAGAGGAGGCCCAGCAGCGAGUGGGGAAGCAUGAGGGGGAGAACAGCUUGCUGUCGAAGGAGAACUUAGAUCUGCGCUGCUCCAUGGAAAACCUGCGCUCCUCAUCCGCCCGCCUGGCCACCCUACAGGAGGAGCAUAAAGACGCACAGAGAGAGAUACAGGAGCUGCAGAGGAGGCUGGAGGAGGCCAGAGAGGAGGCACAAGGAGAGAGGAAGAGGGUAGAGAGGCUUGAGCUGAAUAUGACUGCUCUGAACCAGGAGAAGCAUCGCUUAGAGGAGGAAGUGCAGAGGAGCAAAGAGGAGAGGGAAGAGGUAGAGAGAGAGAGUCGAGAUACGCAGACCAGAGAGGAAGAACUGAGAAGGGAAGUCGAAGAACUGAAGCAGGAGCGGAGGAGGAGGGAGGAAACUGACAAGGAGAGGAGGAAGCUCCAGUUGGACCUAGAGCAGUCGGAGAAGGGCAGGAAGCAAUUGGAGAAGGAGAGCUGGAGGAUCAGAACGCUGCUGGAGGGUAAAGAGACAGAGCUGGAAGAGAAAGCCAGGCAGCUAGCUGCAGUGGAGAAAGAGGGCACAGCUCAGAGUAAGCAAGUGGAUAGGCUGAAGGAGGUGGUAGUGAAAGCUAAGGAGCUGGAGAGGGAGAACAAGGAGCUGCAGAAACAGGCGACUAUUGAUAAGAGGACUCUGGCUACUCUGAGAGAGGAGCUGGUGUCAGAGAAGCUGAGUGUUCAGCAGCAGAGUGUCGAGUUAGAGAGGCUCAAUGAAGAACUGGAGAAGAUUGGACUGAACAAAGAAAAACUACUGCAGCAAGAGCACACACUGGAGGACAGUAGGUACAGGCUGCUGGAGUCUCGUCUGGAGGAAACUGUCCAACAAACAAUGAAGAUUAAAGAGGAGAAAAUUUCUUCUCUGGAAAAGAAAGUCGAAGAGAGCAAAGCACUCAGCGCUACACUACGCACCGAACUAGCUACUGCUCGUCAGACAGUGUCUACUCUACGUCAGCAACAGGAGGAGGAAGAAAACCACAACUUCCAGCAGCGCUCAGGCAACGACCGGGGUCAAGGGUCAGCCACCGCUGAACUGCUACGAAUCAAAGAUCAUCUUAUUGACAUAGAAAAGAAUAAUGCCUCCCUGCAGACAGAGAGCAGUCUAUUGAAGGAGCAGCUCAAACAGCUGGAUAACCAGAACACAGCUCUGAACAACCAGAUGGUGGCACUGCAGCGACACACCACCACCCUGCAGGAGCAGAAUUCAGCUUUACACACACAGACAGCAAAACUACAGGUGGAGAACUCCACGCUCUCCUCCCAGAGUGCAUCUCUCAUGGCCCAGAAUGCUGUGCUGCAGGGCCAAGUCACCGCCUUGGAGACAGAGGUAGAGUCGUGGCAGCGACAACGUGAGGAGGCGUGGCGGGGCAGAGAAAGCGUGCUCAGCGACCACGAACGCCUACUGAGCGUCCACGAGAGGCAAGCGCACGAGUACGAGCAGCUUAUCAGCCAGCACACUACACUGAAAGGAAAACAGAGGGCGCUAGAGGGUGAACACCGGACGCUACACAGCAAGUAUUGUAUUUUGCUGCAGCAGAAAGAGAAAUGGGAGGAGCAAGAGGGGCGUGGUCAGAAAGAGAAGGAAGAACAAAACCAGCAGAUCCAGAAGAAUCGGCUACUACAGCAAGAGAAUCUGCAGCUAAAAACAGAAGUGGACAGAUUGACAGAGAGCCAGUCGCAUCAGUCAGAGCAAUAUGAGGGACUCCAGCAGCGCACAAAUGAACUCAAGAGCUCAUUAAGCUCCGCCCAGCAGGAAUUGAGUCAGUGGAUGGCACGAUAUGAUUCACUAAUGGAGCAACACCAGGGUCUCGAUCUAACCAUGACCAAACUAGACAACCACUGUGAGCUUUUGAGUCGACUGAAAGGAAACCUGGAAGAGGAGAACCACCACCUCCUAAGUCAGAUCAACCUGCUAAGUCAGCAGAACCACACUCUGCUGGAGAGGAGCAUGGAGAGCAAAGAGCUGUAUCACCAGGAACAGAAACUAUACAUUGAUAAGCUGAACGCUCUUCGCCGUCAGAAAGAAAAACUAGAGGAGAAGAUCAUGGACCAGUACAAGUUCUACGACCCCACUCCAAAAAAGAGGAGUCAGUGGUCCGGAGCCAAAGCUUUAGCCAAACUGAUUAAACCCCGAAAGGAGAGCAGCAGGGAGCAGGGGGGCGACCGAGACAAGGAAGGAGGCAAAGAGAGAGAACGAGCGAAGAGCGCCCCAGACAUCCCUCUACCCGCCCCACCUCCCCUUCUGCCCCCUGAAACUCCACCCCCACUCCCCCAGAGGACGGCAAGUGACACGCAGGACGGCAGCCAUGCCCAUAGUAACCAUAGCAACCACACCACCAGCCCCAGCAUUGGACCCCAGAGUCCAGCACUCACGCCCAUCAGCCGAGGUUUGACUGACAGGAGCCGGGGUGUUUAUCGUAGCAGUACUCCAGGAGGCAGCAAUGAGAGUAUCAACGGAGAAGAUGGACAUGGACAAGUUCAGUCCCUUAAAGUUCUUAGUUCCACUCCGAGCCACCAGUCAUCUUCAGCAGGCCUAACCAACAGCUCCAGACUGGGACAAGGUCCCAGCCGCAGGCCCAGAGGUCUGUUAUUUGAUGAAGACUCUCGCCACAACGCCUCCGACUCAAUGUUUGGUCACCAUGGCAACACGGGAGGUCGCCCAGGGUCGGCAGACUUUAGCCACAACACCUCCAGCUCCAACUCACCUGUCAACUGCAGAGACUCGUCAGAUCGUCAGGGUCGCUCAGCCAGCCUCUCUAGUGAUGAUGUCAUGGGUCUCAGCCAAUCACAACAGACCCUGUCACGUAGUUCCACACUUCCAUACGACCACGCACCCCAGAGGGCCCAACCACAGCGUGGAGUCGGCAUUAGGACCAAGGCCCGCCCAUCUUCUCCUGGAAGUGAGAUGGUGACGCUGGAACAGUUUCUACAAGAGAGCAACAUACAGUCACCUCCGAUGGUGUCUACAGGAAGCAGGGAGGACCUGAUGGCAGACUAUUUCACCAGAAGUCCCGCCCCCUCUACACCCGCUGGCAGAGACCAGGUGACUCCCACCAGCUAUGUCACGCCCACUGUGCAGUCAUCCACCCAGAGGCCAGGUCAGAGUGUCAAGCCCUCACCCCGCCAGCCUGUGGGCCAGUCCCCAGCUUCAGGCCAGCCUUCCACCCAGAGAACCAGCCAAUCACUGAGCAGGGCUUUCAGCCUGGCCUCAGCUGAUUUGCUGCGCUCCAACGGACCAGACAGCUUCCGUGGCAAUGAAGGCCAAUCAGACGUGGUCGUUCGUAGACAAGGGGGAGGGGCUGGGAGAGAACGGCCUCUCUCCGCUCGCCUGGCCGGUCCGACCAAUCAGCACGGAGAUGGCAGCUUUCUAAACCCGCCUAUUCACCAUUCGUCCUCUCUCAAUCUGCAAACAGAGAGGUACGCAGAGAGAGAGAGAGAGCGAGGCAGGACUGCCGUCUCUCGGAACGGCCCCUCCUCAUCCUCCCCCUACCACCACCAUGGGGAGGUCGCCAUGGUAACCCCCGUCAGAGCCGUGCCUGCUACGCGGCCCGAAGAAGCCUCUGAGCAUGGGGAGGUGUUAAGGGACGGGCAGUCAGGUGACUCCUCCCACUUAAAGAAAGAAAGCGAGAGAGCCAGGUGUGGCUCUGUCGAACGCCCGAAAAGCACGCCAGCUUCCCCGGACCCCAACAAUGACCCCCAGACUGUGUGGUAUGAGUACGGCUGUGUCUAAACACUGAAAGUAAUGAAAACUAUGGGUGUGGCUGUGUCUAAAGACAGAAACCAAAUACUCAAACAAACUACAGUCUGCUGGGGCUGAAUACUGGAUCUUUAUGGGCUGAGUCCAAACCCUCAGACACAAGUAAUCAGUCUCUGGACUGUGCCCUUUGUGUUGUGGAUUAAUAACUCUUUAUUGUUAAGCGUUGCUCAAAUAUAACAUCAAUUGGAAAUCGGUCUAAAUCGGAUGCAAUUUGGAUUUAACCUCAGUGACUGAUGGUCUUUUUAAGGAUUUAGACUUGAACGCCACAACACUAUAGAUGGUCUCUGAGAAUGCUGGAAUUCAUUGGUCUCUGCUGUUUUUACUAUCACAAUGUUUACUAUGAUUCAGCAAGCAGCCUGAGCCCUCAGGACGUUUUUUUCCCGGGGCAAAGGAAACUCCAACAUUUUUUUUUUUUUAAGAAAAGGUGUUGCUAUUACUGGAAAAAUGAAUUGUUGAUGUUAUGACCAGAUGAUGGUCCAGAUGUUGUAUUGUGUGUGCUAAUUUUAACACAUACAGAAAUGGAGAUGGAAGCUGAGAUGUGAUGAGAUGAUGAGUGUCUGAAUCCAUAACACUUUAAUCCUGCAGGAACAGAGGACAAGUGCUACAGUUGUGGACCAGAAUACUAAGGAUGGGCUCAGUCUAUGAGCUGGAACUCUUUGACUGUUGACCGACACACUGUCUGGCCCUACUAAUGGAUGCCACCAAUUCUGCAAAACUGUACGCCAGGAAUUAGCCAACUCCGAGAGGGGUGACUGAACUAAAGCCAAGGCGACCAGAAGCACCAGAGCGACUGAAUGUAUCAGAUUUCUCCUCCUUUUUCUGUCCUCCUCCUCUCCCCUGUUAUCUAGAACAAACACUGGAAGAGACGAGAGAUGAGGGAAGGAAACGGAGGAAUUCAAGCGAAGAGAGUGGAAGCAAGUGAAGGAGAAAAGGGGUAGAGAGAGAGAGAGAGUAAAUGGAGGGAUGUUGGGAUAGAGAGAGUGGUGGACAGAGGGGAGACGGAUAUAGUGACGGGAGGACAGAUAGAUAAACAGGACAGAGACGGAGGGACUCCUCCCAGUUAAAUUACAGUGUUUCUCCCUCCAUCUUUAGAUUCUGUCCCAGCAUGCAACACUCUUGACACUUUACUGGAAAUGUUGCUUGGCCCGAGCCAACACUAGUUUCACAAACACACACACACACACACACACACACACACACACACACAUAUACAUAUACAUAUAUAUAUAUAUAUAUAAUGAUAUACACACACACAGAGGCAUUGUCCUUGAGGGGGUUGGUUGUGGCUUCGCUAACCGUUGAGCUGGACUUAAUUCACACACACAUGCACACACACACUCACCGCUGGCUAAACCACUGUGUUUUGGUUGGGUGUACUGCUGCACGCUAAGUUAGCCAGACAGUUGUAAGCACUGCACAACAGAGAGAGAGAGAGAGAGAGAGAGAGGCUACAUCCCACUGUGAUCUGGAUAGAUAGAGUUAGCAUGUAAUCAAUUAGCUUUGGCAAAACAAGGUUUUUAGUUUUAUGACUGAACAGAAUGCACCAAGUGUUUGGUAGAUUGCUCUCUUGGUAAACACACCUAUUAUGUAAUGACAUGUCACAUUUAACUGAAUGUGUCUAUGUUGUUUUUUCUCAGUCUUAUUAGGGAUCCACGAUAUGGAUUUUUCCGCCGAUAGAACAACAACAAUAAACAACAGUUCUGACUCAAAAUAACUUUUUUUUAAACAAGUAACUUCACAAACAUAUUUUGAAUACAUUCAGCAUAAAGCCUGAUAACGAUAAUUCAUCAGCUAUACUUUCAUUAUCGGAAUGAUACAUAAUAAUAUCCAUUUCCCAAUACAGACAGCUCAAAAUAAUUCACAAAAAUAAUAUUGUUUUAUCUAUUGACUUUCUAUGAAUUGGCCAAAUUCAUCUUUACUUUUAUUGUGUGUUUUGUCUCUUUUUUGGCAAAUAGAUAAAACUGUAACCCUGGCAACCAUCGUUAAGGUGUGAACCACCAAGUGGAAAUGAGAUGCUAGGUUAUUUAAACGAUAUUACCACAUGUAUUAUUGACAUGAUAUUACAGUUGUAGACAAUAUUGGUACAUGGCGACACGCUUAACCCCGAUAUAUGAACAUGACAGGGCGAUGUACACAAGGAGUCAAUGUUCUACUGAAGACACAAUGAUUUUGGCAUCGGUGUUGUCAUCACUGAUAUGACUAUUGGGAGAGUUAACAGAUACUUGGUGUAUUCUUUUAAGUCAAUUUAAACAGAGAAAAGAAGGAAGAGGAGGAGGAAGAGGCGGGAGAAAUGAAUGAAAGCAUCCCUUGGUGACAGAUGUUAAUUUAAAAAUGAAUCCUGAUCAACUGACCUUUUGUCUGUACUGCUAUUUGUAAAUGACAAAGCUGUCCUUCCUGCAUUAUUAAUGACUGACGGUUCAUAACAAGCACUAGAAUGAUGAGGAAGAGGAGGAUGUAACACUGGAGUUGUGAAUAUGAACAUUUGACUGGAAUCCAUCACUAACCUUUCCGCUCAACCUUUUGAACAAAAUGUCAAUAUGCAACAAGAUAAAUUAUUCUACCUGUAACAUUUGUACAUGACAUUAGAUUUUAUAAACUGCUCAAAUAUUAGAAGACUUUUUGUAAAAUCUUCUGGAACUUUACCUGGAAAAUGUUUGUUGAUACCAAAAACCCCAAUCCAGAUCGAUUCCUGUAAACUGGUGAAAAUCCAGCCAGUGAUUCCACUGUAAAACUCAUUGUUUGUAGAUUGUUUUUACAUAUUUUACUAGAAGUGAGAUCAUGAUGUGAAACACUGUGGGUUGAUGCUGUUAGUAGAGCUGCAACCUGUUAUGUUAUGUCUGCAUAGAUGCCUCAUCUGUGCAUUAUUAGUUCUUAAAGCCCUUCAGGGUGUGUGUGUGUGUGUGUGUGUGUGUGUGUGUGUGUGUGUGUGUGUGUGUGUGUGUGUGUGUGUGUGUGUGUGUGUGUGUGUGUGUGUGUGUGUGUGUGUGUGUGUGUGUGUGUGUGUGUGUGUGUGUGUGUGUGUGUGUGUGUGUGUGUGUGUGUGUGUCAGUUUGCUGAUGUCAAAAGGAAAGAGAAUAUUGGUUUCCUGGAAAGAUUUUUAUUGCGAGACCAUCACACACACUUGUGCGCUUGUGUGUCUCACAUUUUUAUUGGCUUGGCUGAAAUGUGUGUGUAUGUUUGUGUCCUGUCUGUCUGUUUGUCUGCUUUGCUGGCCACCUGUGUGUCAGUCUGUUCACCUGUCUUACUGCCCCAUGAUUCCCCAGUUUUGGAGAUUGUUGCUAUUGGUCAGCUCACCUGCUCAAUGUUAAAAGCAACAACAACAAAGUCAUCAGCAUGACUCUGGUGCUUCAUGCUGGUGCACCAGCAGGCUGAAGCCGUCGUGCAACCUGCAGCACAAAAAGAUUGAAACGAAGGACACCAAAUAGGUGGAGUGCAGCAUCACAGGAGAGAAGUGAAAGCGGAAGGCGAAGUGGGUCUGACGUCACUGGCAUUUCCUGCGUUAACUGGAAGAACUGCUACUAUAGUUCACUUUAUUGCUGACUGCUAUGCUGUGAUGUGACUACUGUUAAAAGGCUACUAGUGUGAUUCAGUAGAGGCUGAGGUUGAUGUUAUUCCACCCAGAAGCUUUUUGGUAAUAAAGAUUUAUAAACUCGAA